Molecule: messenger RNA, 1767 nt
Organism: Glycine soja
Lineage: Eukaryota; Viridiplantae; Streptophyta; Magnoliopsida; Fabales; Fabaceae
Product: cytochrome P450 71D8-like
Exons: 2
Coding region: 91-1611 (506 amino acids)
Molecular function (GO): monooxygenase activity; heme binding; oxidoreductase activity, acting on paired donors, with incorporation or reduction of molecular oxygen
Source: RefSeq, a predicted model, not a curated record
UUGUAUAUAUAACAUUCAAAAGAAAGAAAACUCAAAGAAGCUUAUCAAAAUUACAUACAUUUUUUUAAAAAUAAAAGUCCUUCCCAAACAAUGGCAGUCCUAUCUUCCUUGGCAGUCAUCACCUUCUUCCUUUCACUCUUGGUGCUUUUUCUUGCAAAGAACUACAAGCAAAAGAGUCUCCAUAAACUGCCACCAGGGCCAUGGAAGCUACCUAUUAUAGGGAACCUGCUUCAACUAGCAGCAGCAAGUUCACUUCCUCAUCAUGCUAUCAGAGAAUUAGCUAAAAAAUAUGGACCCUUGAUGCACUUGCAACUAGGUGAGAUUUCUGCAGUGAUUGUAUCAUCUCCCAACAUGGCCAAGGAAAUAAUGAAAACACAUGAUCUUGCUUUUGCACAGAGGCCAAAAUUUCUUGCUUCUGAUAUCAUGGGCUAUGGAUCAGUUGACAUUGCCUUCGCUCCAUAUGGAGAUUAUUGGAGACAAAUGAGGAAAAUAUGUACGUUGGAGCUACUAAGUGCAAAGAAGGUUCAGUCUUUCUCCAAUAUUAGAGAACAGGAGAUAGCUAAGCUCAUUGAAAAAAUUCAGUCAUCUGCAGGUGCACCAAUCAAUCUCACCAGCAUGAUUAACUCUUUCAUAAGUACCUUUGUUUCUAGAACAGCAUUCGGUAACAUAACUGACGACCAUGAAGAAUUUUUAUUGAUCACAAGGGAAGCAAUAGAAGUGGCAGAUGGCUUUGAUCUUGCAGAUAUGUUUCCUUCUUUCAAACCUAUGCAUCUCAUAACCGGGUUGAAAGCCAAAAUGGAUAAGAUGCAUAAGAAGGUUGACAAGAUCUUAGACAAGAUCAUAAAGGAGAAUCAAGCAAAUAAAGGCAUGGGAGAAGAAAAGAACGAAAAUCUUGUUGAGGUUCUUUUAAGAGUCCAACACAGUGGCAACCUUGAUACCCCAAUUACAACCAACAACAUCAAAGCUGUGAUUUGGGACAUAUUUGCUGCUGGAACGGAUACAUCAGCAAAAGUAAUAGAUUGGGCAAUGUCAGAAAUGAUGAGAAACCCAAGAGUAAGGGAGAAGGCACAAGCUGAGAUGAGAGGAAAGGAAACAAUCCGUGAGAGCAACCUAGGAGAACUUAGCUACCUCAAGGCAGUAAUAAAAGAAACCAUGAGGUUACACCCACCUCUUCCUUUGUUGCUUCCAAGAGAAUGCAUAGAAGCAUGCAGGAUUGAUGGAUAUGAUUUACCCACCAAGACCAAAGUCAUAGUGAACGCAUGGGCAAUUGGAAGAGAUCCUGAGAACUGGCAUGAUGCAGACAGCUUUAUACCAGAAAGAUUCCACGGUGCAUCUAUUGAUUUCAAAGGAAUAGACUUUGAGUACAUCCCUUUUGGGGCAGGAAGGAGAAUGUGCCCGGGCAUUUCAUUUGGUAUAGCCAAUGUGGAGUUUGCUCUAGCCAAAUUACUCUAUCACUUCAAUUGGGAACUCCAACAAGGAACGAAACCAGAGGAGUUUGACAUGGAUGAAUCAUUUGGAGCUGUGGUUGGAAGGAAAAACAACCUUCACUUGAUUCCCAUUCCUUAUGAUCCUUCAAUCCAUGAUAAUGGCAAAGGAGGCACCUUCAUUUAAUUCAGAAUAGAAUAAAAUAUAAACUGCAACUUUCACUUGAUUCCUAUUCCUUACUUAUUAUUAUUAUGAAGGAAAUGCUUUUCGGCUUUUUGGAGACCGAAAUAGCUCUAGUUUGUCAUCUUUUUUAAUCAAAAUCAUGACCAAGUUUGCAGGGCA